AUUAUGAAUCUUGGACAGACGAGACACAUUAAAGAAAGUUAUUCUCAAGUGACACUCUCACAAAAAUACGGCGAGCCGCAUUUCUGCCCUACUAAACAGUACGCUGCUAAAGGUGGCGUAAUAUUUUGCCAUACUAUUUAGUAAGAUAGCAUGCGGUUUUAGAAAGAGACCACAGCGAAAUCCCAAAUACCACUUUCACGGACUUGUAGUGCACUAUAUAGGGCGCAGGAGCCGUCUACUUCAUGCGCUGUGUAGUGCACGUUGUGUAGUGGAGCAGAGAGCUAUUUGGGAUUCCGCCCUCGUCUCUGAUUGUAAGAAGAAGUGCUAAGUUUCGCUAGCGCUGUACCGAGCCCCGCUUUUCCCCACCGCGUAUCUCCGGUGUCCUAAAUGGCUCGUUUUAAAUUGCUCCUGUGACGGAAUAUCUUGUUUCUACCCUCCCUUCGAUACGUGUUGAUGUCUUUAACCUGACAGCUCCAGAUUUGAACGUUUUUAAUUCUCCCCAGAUCGUCUGGGUCCUGAUGUGGCCACGCGGAGGUUUAGUGCAGCGGACAAGCUGAAGAACUCUGGCACCUGGAUCUGAGACCAAAAACACACACGCACACACACAGGCAGAGAGACUGACGUUCAUAGUUUUCAGCAGAACCUGAUAGCCACCCUGUUGCCAUGUCGACCUCAUCGCUAAGACGACAAGUGAAGAAUAUUGUUCACAAUUACUCUGAAGCAGAGAUUAAGGUCAGGGAAGCAACUUCCAAUGACCCCUGGGGUCCGUCCAGUUCUCUGAUGUCAGAGAUUGCAGAUCUGACAUAUAACGUAGUGGCCUUCUCAGAAAUCAUGAGCAUGGUGUGGAAGAGACUUAAUGAUCACGGGAAGAACUGGAGGCAUGUGUAUAAGGCUAUGACUCUUAUGGAGUAUCUGAUUAAGACGGGUUCAGAAAGAGUGGCACAGCAAUGCAGGGAAAACAUCUACGCUGUCCAGACACUCAAAGACUUUCAAUACAUAGACAGAGACGGAAAAGACCAGGGUGUAAAUGUAAGAGAGAAAGCCAAGCAGCUGGUGACUCUUUUGAAAGAUGAAGAAAGGCUACGGGAAGAGAGGAUCCACGCACUAAAGACCAAAGAGAAGAUGGCACAGACCUCAAGUGCGUCUUCGGCUCCCUCGGCUCCUACUUUAGGACUGCACUCGGGCUCGGAUCAGGACCAGGCAUGGCCACAGAGCUCAGGGGAGGAGGACCUCCAGCUGCAGCUGGCAUUGGCCAUGAGCAAGGAGGAGGCGGAGCAGACUAGCGCUGACCCUCUGGAGGAUGCAGAACUCCGCUACGCGCUCACGCUCAGCAAGGAGGCUCAACAAGAGGAGGAGCGUCUGCGCCGGGGAGAUGAUCUAAGGCUGCAGAUGGCCAUCGAGGAGAGCAAGAGGGAGAAAGCCAAACCUGAGGAGUCCUCCCUGAUGGAGCUGAGUUCUGUAGACCCGUGGGGAGCUCCAGCAGCUCCAGGAUCCACUGGCCCAUCUCCUCCUCCGUCUGUGACCCCUGCCCCUUCAGCAGGACCUUGGGGCCAUAGUGACCCCUGGGGGGCAGCAUCCCCUGCCUCUCCCCCUACUACUGACCCAUGGGGGGGUGGGCCACCUUCAGUAGCCCCUCCUCCAGACCCAUGGGGGGAAUCUUCCGCAGUGAACUCUGACCCCUGGGCAUCUACAGCCGUGACCCCUCCUAGUACAGAUCCCUGGGCUUCGUCAGUGCCUGCAGCCCCAACCUCACUCUCAGGGUCAUCUGAUCCCUGGGCUGGGGAAGGGGUUGCCCCAGCAAGUGAUGCUCUGACCUCUGACCCCUGGAGUGGUCCCACUAAACACACAAAUGGCACAGGAGAUCCAGACAGGAGAGGCUCCACAGUAACAGGCAGUGAUGCAGGUGGUGGAGGAAGCACAGGCUCUCCAGUGCCAUUUGACCUCUCAUCACUCGGCUCCUCUCUGCCGGUUCGGAAAACGCCGGAGUCGUUCCUGGGGCCCAACGCAGCACUGGUGGAUCUGGACUCCCUCGUAUCAUCAAAACCCAAACCCAGACAGACCCCUCCCACCAUGACUUCAUCUCACAACCCUUUUCUUCAGUCACAGAGCCCCUCACCUGCACCAGGUGUGGCAGUCACUCCAGGCAGCACCAUUUCCAGCCGUGGUGUGUCACCAACACCAGCUUCAUCUUCGAACCCGUUUGGUGUGGCCCCAAUGGCCUCCAUUUCCCCUCAGCCUUCCUCUCUUGGUCUAAGCCAGCUACGUACCAGUCCUGUCCCUCCUAACCCGAUGCUGAGCCAAAUGCCUCCAAUGGGAAUGGUUCAGCCAGGGAUGAGCAUGCCAGGAAUGGGGGUCCCUAUGGCGGCCCCCAGCAUGAGCAUGGGAAUGGUACAGUCCAGUCCGAUGGGAAUACCUUUCAGUGGAAUUUCUCCCAUGGGUCCUGCGGGGAACUCCAUGCUGAUGGGCUCGGGGGGAGUCACUCAGCCAGCACUGGUUUUGGGUGGCCCGUCGGGAGUAGGCGGGGUUAUGGGUGCCGGAGGAGCUGUGACAGGGGGUGGGGCUACAGGUGCAAGCACCAAUCCGUUUCUUCUCUGAGAAAUUUCAAGGCUCCCCUUCUGACCUUUCCACUUGAAAAACUGCCCCAUUAACACAGUGUGCAACACGUGUACAUCAUUAUAUUUAAAGCAUUUCAGAUCUCACUUUAUUCCAUUUCAUUUUGCUUUAUAAGAAAUAAGAGGUAGUGGGAGAGCUAAAGGUCUGUUUCAUUUUAGUUAUUUUUUCUCAUUUGUUUUGGGGGUCUUUGACAUGCACAUGUAUGAUUAAGAAGGGUCAUUCAGUCAGUGUGGUUGUGUAAAAAUAAUUAUUUUAUUUCACAGAAAUUGAAGAACUGAAUGACAGAAGAAAUGGGAGAGAAAUUAGCCACUAAUAAACUGAUAUAAUUGAAUCACCCACACCUCUGUACUCUAGAGACGAAGUAGUAGUGACACUUGGAGUGUGCAUGAAGGAGCGCUUAAACUCCCACUGCUUGGACUGAGAUCAGAUCGUCUUUGCAUUUCAGCCACAUCUCUGAUCAAACCGGGUGUAUUACUUUUAAUUUAAUUCAAUGUGUAAUUUUUUUUUUCCUAAUUUAUUAUCGUUUUUCUCCUGGGAUCAAAUAACCGAGGAAAAUAACAUUGAAAUACAGCCAUUGAAUGCGAUGCCUGAUUUAACAUUCUUUACCCUGUGACAUUUCAUUGCAGACUGAUGAAGUGAUUCUUCUACACAUCUGGGUUGAGACAGGAAGGUUGUGUGCGUGCGUGAGCGCGCGUGUCCAGUCUGUCCAUGUACCCUAAUGCUGUGUUUAUUACAUAAAACCUCAUCUGUGGGGGAUUUGUGUCUGCAUUACAGUGCAACACUUCACUGCUUGUCCAUGAAGGCAUCUGUAUUUAGUGUUGAUGUCCUUUUAUUCAUUUUCUUUCACAAUUUUUGUUGUGACUUGAAGCAUUAGUCAGAACUGUCACAUGGGACACAAGAUUUUAUUCUCACUUUGCACCACCCACCUACUCUUUCCCGUAUGUUUCUGAAACAAAAUGGGUGGGUGGACUUUAAAUGCUUCUAAAAUUGUGACCUGGAUGAAACAUUUGCGAAAAUUGAAAUGAUAAAAUUUGGGGGACUGAAUAACAAUCCAUGCUGUUAUUCUUAAUUUACUUUUGAUGAAUUAUUUUAUAUAUGAAGAUCUCUUAUACUGGGUAAGCUAAAAGAUUAUGGUGUUGACUGUGAAUAUUCACAUUUCAAACAAUGGAGGAGGAAAAAAUAAAUGUAAGAAAAAAGGUA
Molecule: messenger RNA, 3813 nt
Organism: Pangasianodon hypophthalmus (striped catfish)
Lineage: Eukaryota; Metazoa; Chordata; Actinopteri; Siluriformes; Pangasiidae
Gene: epn1a
Product: epsin 1a
Exons: 13
Coding region: 664-2595 (643 amino acids)
Biological process (GO): endocytosis
Cellular component (GO): clathrin vesicle coat; endosome; plasma membrane
Molecular function (GO): phospholipid binding; clathrin binding
Source: RefSeq, a predicted model, not a curated record